AAAAGCUUGUGCGGUGGAGCCACUGCAAAGGAGCAAGACCUCCCCUGGUCUGGGAAAUUGACUGACGGCUGAAUCCAGGUGUAGCUAGCUCGCCAUUUACUAGCUGGCUACCUAAGCCAGGACACCCAGAGCCCUGUCGGCGUUCUCAGCCAGUUUAGCGCCCGAGACCCCUUUAAGCCAGCGCUGUACGACAUCUGGCAGAAGUGCCGUAAAAGGGGGUGGAGCCGUGGAGCAGCGGAAGUCGGAAGCAGGAAGUUGCCGCCAGAGCUGCGCGUGGUUGCGAUGGCGGCCAGCGGGGCUGUGGAACCGGGCUCCUCCGGGGCUGCGGCCGCGUCCUCGCCCGGUCCUGCCAGGCCGCCCGCCCCGGGACACUUGUUCCGGCCCAUCAGCGCCGAGGACGAAGAGCAGCAGCCCACUGAGAUCGAGUCGCUGUGCAUGAACUGUUACCGCAACGGCAUGACCCGUCUUCUGCUAACCAAGAUUCCCUUCUUCAGAGAAAUAAUCGUGAGCUCCUUCUCCUGUGAGCACUGUGGCUGGACCAACACGGAGAUCCAGUCUGCAGGCAGGAUCCAGGACCAGGGAGUGCGCUACACCCUGAGUGUCAGGGCGCUGGAGGACAUGAAUAGAGAAGUGGUGAAGACUGACUCUGCCACCACAAGGAUCCCUGAACUGGAUUUUGAAAUUCCUGCCUUCAGCCAGAAGGGAGCUCUGACCACUGUUGAAGGUUUGAUCAACCGAGCCAUCUCUGGCCUGGAGCAGGACCAGCCCACACGAAGGGCAAAGGAAGAAGCCGUGGCUGAAAGAAUCGAUGAGUUCAUUGUCAAACUGAAGGAACUAAAGCAAGUGUCCUCCCCUUUCACUCUGAUCAUUGAUGAUCCCUCAGGGAACAGCUUUGUGGAAAACCCACACGCUCCCCGGAAAGAUGAUGCCCUGGUGAUCACACACUACAACCGGACGCUAAAACAGGAACAGAUGCUAGGGCUCCAAGCAGAAACAGCGGAAGAGAAUCCAGGAGAGGAAGACCUCAGAAAUGAAGUGCUGCAGUUCAAUACAAACUGCCCAGAAUGCAAUGCCCCGGCUCAGACCAACAUGAAGCUAGUGCAAAUCCCCCACUUUAAGGAGGUUAUCAUUAUGGCUACCAACUGUGAGAACUGUGGGCAUCGGACCAAUGAGGUGAAAUCUGGAGGAGCAGUAGAGCCCUUGGGCACCAAGAUCACCCUGCACAUCACGGAUCCCUCAGAUAUGACCAGAGACCUCCUCAAGUCUGAGACAUGUAGUGUGGAGAUACCAGAGCUUGACUUUGAACUGGGAAUGGCUGUCCUCGGGGGCAAGUUCACCACACUGGAGGGGCUGCUGAAGGACAUUCGGGAGCUGGUGACCAAGAACCCUUUCACACUGGGCGACAGUUCAAAUCCUGGCCAGACGGAGAAGCUGCAGGAGUUUAGCCGGAAGUUGGACCAGAUCAUCGAGGGUAACAUGAAGGCCCACUUCAUUCUGAAUGAUCCAGCAGGAAACAGUUACUUGCAGAAUGUGUACGCACCUGAGGAGGAUCCCGAGAUGAAGGUGGAGCGCUAUGAGCGCACCUUUGACCAAAACGAGGAGCUGGGGCUCAAUGACAUGAAGACAGAGGGCUACGAGGCAGGCCUGGCCCCGCAGCGGUAGCGGUGGGCACUUCACAGGCCAGCCUCCAGUGCUGCCCAUGCUGCAGGGCUAUUUAUUACUGUUGGACUAAGGCUGGAAUGUCCUUCCCACCAGGUCUUGUGCACAGCGGGCAGGACACCUGGGCUGAGUGAGAUCUGGGCACACUUUCUAAACAGCCGUGAUGCAAGUGCAAGCCUGUUGUAUUAUUUGACUUUAUUUUGAGGUUUUGACUUGACCUGGCAAGAAACCCGGGAAGGAACCAUGGGGCACGUUAUCAUCACUGCUUUCCUACCUGCCACCCACAGAAUGCUGUGUCCUUAAGCUUGGACUUCUGAAGUGGGUGAAGGUGGAAGACAGUUACAGCUGGAGUUUGAGAGUUGGUUUUGUAUUUACACUGACUUCCAUCAGAAAAGGAGUCUUGAGGGGAGGAAGUGCAGCAGGGUGAAGCAGCCGUCAUUAAAAUGGCUUUCCAACAGCAUUGGCCUCUA
Molecule: messenger RNA, 2129 nt
Organism: Tupaia belangeri chinensis (Chinese tree shrew)
Lineage: Eukaryota; Metazoa; Chordata; Mammalia; Scandentia; Tupaiidae
Gene: ZPR1
Product: ZPR1 zinc finger
Exons: 14
Coding region: 283-1662 (459 amino acids)
Cellular component (GO): nucleus
Molecular function (GO): zinc ion binding
Source: RefSeq, a predicted model, not a curated record